This is a messenger RNA of Poecilia latipinna (sailfin molly), 11609 nucleotides long. It is a transcript of the gene stard9, whose product is annotated as StAR-related lipid transfer (START) domain containing 9. The record is from RefSeq and is a predicted model, not a curated record. Bases 440 to 10081 code for a protein of 3213 amino acids. The transcript is spliced from 32 exons. Lineage: Eukaryota; Metazoa; Chordata; Actinopteri; Cyprinodontiformes; Poeciliidae. Gene Ontology annotation, biological process: microtubule-based movement. Gene Ontology annotation, molecular function: lipid binding; ATP binding; microtubule binding.
UAGAGAAGGAGAGACACACACACACAGUAGCUUAGUUUUUCACAAAUAACUAUAAUUCCGCCAGAUAUACUGUCCAAAAAAACCGCAAAACAGCUGGUAUUCAAAUCCUAACAGACAUCUCAUGCAGACUUAAAUAUGGCUUAGAGGGAGGGGUGUUCAGCAGCAUCUCGUCCCUCCCCUUCCAUGUCUGUCCAGGAGGAAGUUUCAGUUCUCCGUGGAGAGUUUUGGUGAGACGCGGCGGGCGGUUCGACCUACAGCGGGACAGCAAUUCAACAGGAUGGCUUGAGCUGUGGAUUUCCUGGCUUUUUUUCCCCCGCUCUACCGCUUUUCUCAAAUUCAUAUUUCCACAAAACUCAGUAUGGUGACGGGAGGUCCGCUAGUUUUUGCCCACUCCGUCCCAGUCAGCUGCUGAGCUGUGUUGAACCAAGGCGGCUGCAUCAUGGCAAACGUUAAAGUAGCUGUACGGGUCCGUCCUCUUAAUGCCAGGGAGAGUGCCGACGGAGGAAAGCUAGCCGUUCAGGUGGACGAUAAACUAGUCCGGAUCCGAAAUGUGAAGUUGGAUGGCCGUUUAGAGGGAGCCGUGGAUUCCAGGGAGAAGCUUCUGGAGUUUUGUUUUGACUACUGCUACUGGUCGGUGGAGUCUGCAGACCCUCACUACGCUUCGCAGGAGGAGGUCUUCCAGGAUCUGGGUGUGUCGGUGCUGGCCGGAGCAUCUGAGGGCUACAAUGUGUGCUUGUUUGCUUACGGCCAAACGGGAUCAGGAAAGACGUACACCAUGAUGGGCACACCGGAGUCCAUUGGACUGACGCCUCGCAUUUGUCAGGGCUUGUUUUGUCCUGAAGACUCUUUCUCUGAUGGCCAAAACUCAAGCAGAGUGGAAAUCAGCUUUUUGGAGAUCUACAAUGAGCGUGUAAGAGAUCUGCUGAGAGGAGAGCAGAAGAAGAGGACGUCCCUUAGAGUCAGAGAACAUCCUGAGAAGGGGCCAUAUGUUGAAGACCUUUCACAGCACAUGGUCACUGACUGCAAACAGGCCAUCGACCUCCUGGAGGAAGGCAUCGCUAACCGCAUGACGGCAGCAACCCACAACCACGACACCAGCAGCAGAUCGCAUGCCAUCUUUACUAUUCAGUACACACAGGCAAUACUAGAAAACAACCUGCCUUCUGAAACGGUCAGCAAGAUUAACCUGGUGGACUUGGCUGGAAGUGAGAGAGCAGACCCCCAGUACUGCCGGGACAGACUGACAGAGGGCUCCAACAUCAACAAGUCACUGGUCACUUUGGGCAUUGUCAUUUCUGCUCUGGCCCAGAACUCCCAGAUGUCGAGCAGCUGUCAGAGCAUCAACAGCGUGGCCUCUGAGGGUGACAGCAGCACAUUGGGCAGUCACAGCAGCUCACUGUCUGGCGGAGCCGGAGGUGGAAGAAGGCUCUGCUUCAUUCCCUACAGAGACUCGGUCCUGACUUGGCUGCUAAAAGACAGUCUGGGCGGCAACUCCAAGACAAUUAUGAUCGCAACGGUGUCGCCCUCUGCUAACAGCUACAACGAGACCCUCAGCACCCUGCGCUACGCUGCGCAUGCCAGGAACAUUGUCAACAAGCCUCGUGUUAAUGAGGAUCCAAAUGUGCGGCUCAUCCGGGAGCUGAGAGAGGAGAUCGACAGGUUGAAGAGCAUGCUGCUCAGCUUUGAGUUGCAGCGUAAUCCCAGCCCGUCUCUGAGUGAUGAGAGAGACGGGAACCUUUCGGAAAUGGUGCUACAGAACGAGCUAAAGGUGGAGCAGCUAACAAAGGACUGGUCGGAGAGCUGGAGAGACAAGAAGGAGCUGCUGGAGCGCUACAGUGUGGACAUCAACAGAGACCGGGCCGGUUUCCUCAUCAACUCCCUUCAGCCACACCUAGUUUCUCUGGAUAGAGAUGUCCUCAGUACUGGGAUUGUGUUUUACCACCUCAGGGAGGGAAUUACCCGCAUUGGACCUCAUGAGCAGUGUGAAGAACCACAUAUAGUCGUUCAGGGCAGUUCCCGCUGCGAGAUUGAAAACCACGGGGGUGUGGUAACGCUGCGACCGCUGCCGGGUUGCGUCUGCCUGCUCAACGACAGAGAGGUCACCGAGCCCUGCAGACUGGCUCAAGGGACCGUGAUUACGUUGGGAGGAGCGCAUAAAUUCCGCUUCAACCACCCGGCAGAGGCAGCCGUCCUUCGGGAGCGAAGACGGGUUAGUGAAGGUGGUUCGACGUGCAGCUAUGUUGACUUUUGCUCCGUGACUCCUGAUGACGAUGUCAAAGAACUGAACCUGGAUUCCACUGAGGAGCUUGCAGUCAGACGGCGCGUGGAGGAGCAGAAGCGCUAUGUGGAGAGUUUGCGGCAGGAGAUUCAGGCGGACCAGAGAAGGGCCGACGGAGAGCUGGACAGGGAGCAGGCCCAGCUCCGGCAGCAGUACUCUGACAUGCAUCAGUGGAUUUUGCAUGAGAAACUCCUCCUGAAAACAGUGGAGGAGAGAGUCAAGCAAGACUCUGGUGUCCAAACCGACCCCCUCCCCGCUCCUCUUCUGGAGAAACUUACAAGUCGGGUGUUCAUCAGUCAGAAAAAUAUCAUCGUUGAAUAUCCUUGCAAGGCAGUGAGGGCCAGGAAGAAAACCGUGCAGGAUGAGCUGUUGAAGCAUCACGCCCUCCGCUGCGCCGAGGGUCGCAUCCGUCGGAAAAAGCUACACUGCCAGCUGCAGAAAAUCGCCAACAAACGCCACCUGCUGGACGCUAAGAGAGAGUUGCAGCAGCUGGAAAGUAAACUUCCUCCUGGACCAAACGGCCGACAGCCUCUAGAGAUGGGAUCACCUUCAAAGCUGGAAGAACAAUCCUUUGCAUCACGAAGACACUCGUUUUCAGAUCUAUUGUCUCGGCUCUACCCGCAGCGUACACCUGUCUUCAGGCACUUCCUCAAGAGAAACAAAUCUGUGGAACAAUCUUUAAAUUCAGCAACUCCGUCCGAUCCCAUUAGCGGCAGAAAGUGGGUUUCUGAGGAGUAUAUCCCUCGAGGAAGAACCCAAAGUUGCUCAGGCCCCAUCUCCUCUGGACACAGUCAGAAUAAAGUAAACCCUUUCGGAAACACCAGACACACUGAGGAACCACAGCCUCAACCAUGUUUGGGCCAACUGGGAAGAAAACCUCUGCUGCCAAACCGAGACAUGUUAUUUAAUUACAAAUUGGGUAAAAAUCCUACAUCUGUCUCAAAAUCGCCUCUCAGAGCUGCGUUGCUGCCCGUCUGUAAAGAAAAUCUACAAAUAUCCAAAACAGACAUGGAUGGAAAAGGAGACAACAGUGGAAGUAAAACCAUCAGCAGAUCAUUGUCUCAUUUUGUGGGGCCCAGGAUAAAAACGGCUCUAUCCAAAGUUUUCAGAAAAUCCCCUUCAGGUGUAAAGGGACGGAGACUUCUUAAGCCUCUUGGGAGGAUUGCAGGUAAAUUCCCUUGGAGACGAAGAGCAGACAAGAGCCCAAAAGGUUCUUCAGCUAAUCAGAAUGGUACCAUCAAAGCAACUGUGUCAUGCGAGGAGCUUGAUCAGAGGAACCUGUUUGAUAGCCACAAACAGAGACGCUGGCAUAGCACCGAGGCACUGACGAACAAGAGCAACGGUUGUGUGGAAGACCAUCCAAAACCUUUUGGAUGGUUCGAAGAGCAAGAGGAAGGGGAUGAAGCAACGUCAGACUGCGAGAGCCUUUUCUCUCUCGACUCUCUGUCCUCUGCUUACGCGGCCGCGCUGGCUGAGCGUUUGACACGUGAAGAUUCGGCUCCGAGCGAAGCAGAAAGCAUCGACAGCGAAAUGUCUAAAGAUUCUUUAACCGUGGAGAACAGCUGGAAAUUCUCAGUGGUUAAAAAGCGCAAACAAGCAGCGGUUGAAACUUCGCGAGUAACAGAUUCCGUACCCGCAGCGGAGGCGCAUUUGAGUCGUGACGCCACAAGGAAAUCCCAAAAUCAGAGUUCAUUAGAAGCGGUCAGUGUGCACAAAUUGAUCGAUGAUUUCAGGAACCUGCAGACUGGCAGCUGCGGUGUGAAACAGCCAGAAAGCCUGCUGGCUCUCGCUGAUGUUUGGUCCUCUGCAGAUAUGCCUGAAACCCAGAGGAUUGAUGGGAUUUCUCUGCCUUUACCAAGAAAAGUUUUGCUCUUGAAUGCAGACAAUAACAGCAGCGGUCCGAGUCCAGUUAGCGGGAAUCUGUCAGACUCGCACAGCGAUUCUAGAUGUUUCAACUCUGAGGCUUUAAAUAGUUCAGAGCUCAAUCAGCGCCAUGUAGGGUUGAGAGAUUCUGGAGCUUAUGGAGCUUUAGAAAAUGUUUUGAUAUUGGGUAACUGUGAAGAUUUCCCAACAGAUCGGUUUGGACAAAUCAAUACAACGACCUUUAACACUCCUCCAGAAUCUGCGCAUCAAACUGUUUGCAUGUCACAAAAAGACAUCCUCCAAGCAACAUCAAACACAUUUCACGAGCCUGCACCAUGUGACUCAACAGAUGUAGGUGUUGAAAAUGUCCGAGAUUUACAGCUAAAUUAUUUUAGGAACCCAGAAGACGGAUCAGUUAAAUGGGAGGAAACCAAAAGCAAUGAGCUGUCCGUUGCUCCCCAGCAGGAAGUUGUUAAAUUGGCCUGUAAAAGUUCCAGGAAGAGGAACAAAGACCACCAGAACGCUUUUAUGGGCUGCCUGAAAAUUCCAAAGAGGAGCGACAGCGGGGAGCUGGAAACUUUCUCCUUGGCACCAGGUGACGGCUUGGAAGGUGUUUGGUUUGAUGAUGAAAACAGCAGCAGUGACUCCAAAGGGGAGUCGAACAGCCAAGGAUUUCACUCUUCUUCUGUUGAUGGCAGUGAUAUACAACAUUUGGUCGCUUCAGAUUCAAGGCCACUUUCUGAUCUUCAGAACAUCGAACUUGAACCAAGCGGCCAAAUCUUCGAGGACAAGAGUUCUCAGUGUGAUACCGCCGUAGGAGAUAAUGAGUGUGUGAGAAGGGGAGAUGUAAUGGCAAAUAAAGAUUUUGAAGUCACGGAAAGGGUUACUGAUGAUGACAGGAAACAUCAAGAAAAAGCAAAGCAUGUAUGCAGGUCGGAAGCCAUAUGCAGCGCUAUUGAUCUGAGAAUCUCUGAAGUGAUAAAAGAGCAUGCGGAUUCGUCGGGAGGAAUGAACAAAAGUCAAAGUCUGUGUAUUUUGCCAUCGUCUGCGUGUCAUUUUAGCUCCGAUUGUAAUGAAAGUAGAUGGAUGCGUGACCAGCUGAAAGAUGAGAGGAGUGAAGAUGUGAAAGAAGGAAAAAUAUGUGCCGAUGUGCAUGCAUUAAUCACAGCUGGGCAUUUGGGAUCACAUAUGAAACAGAGUACUAGUCACGAAGGCCUCGGAAACCCAAAGGGGGAAAAUGCUCUACCUCAAAAAGCAACAGACAAAGCUUCACCCAAAGUAACCUACGCCCCUGAUAUGAUCACCAGUAACAUUUACUCAAAUAAAGAUUCUGAUGGUUUUAAUUCUGAUCUCAUUCCCCAACUCCAAACUCAACACUCAAGACGGCAGCUUCACAAAUGUAUCCACGACACAGCUUCCGCCUUGAGUCACGCAAAUCUGAAGUGUCUCUCAUCUGUUUCGGACGACGUCAGUAAGAACUUCAUAACCAGUGAUGUAAAAACAAGCAGUCAUUCACCUGAACAAAGCUCACCACACAUGAUUCAGAUAUUUGGAAACAAUGUUGAUCAGCUUGCAGCAGAAUUCUUAAGUCAUCAGGUAAAAGCAGUCAAACACCUCUGCAGUCAAAUCAAACUUUCUCCUACCCAUGGAGAAAAUGUUGAACUGGACCACAAGGCUGGUAGCAAGCCUCUCACAACACAGGAUCAGCUAAAUUGUCAACAAAUAUGUACACAGAACAUAGCUCAGACUUCUGUUGCUGGCAAAUGUCCAAAUUCACAGAGCAACUUCUAUAAAAAUCAUCAAAUCAACAUCAAAGAGUUUUGUGUGGCAAACGAUGAUAAAGGGGUUGAGACUUUUUCUUUCAAUCCAAAGGAUGAAAUAUGCAUGAAAUCUAAAACGGUUCCCUCUGUUAUAGAUCUAAAAACACCACAGGCAGGUUCUUCCGCAAUGUCCAAAGAGGCCACCAUAAACACAACUGUUACACCAGGUAAUCCUGCUCUUAGAAAGAAAAAAACAAAGCGGUUCAGAAAGUCUGACGUCAAAACCCGUCCUGCUUCUUCCUCUGAUUCUUCUCUCAAGUCAUCGGAUGAAGAUGACAAGGAGAAGGAAGAGAAUAGGAGGCAUUAUUGCUGGCUGUUAGGAAGAACUAGCAAUAAAGAAAGCUGCAUUUCUCUUUCUACAAGUAAAUGUAAGACAGAAAUCCUUAAAGGGAAUUCUGGUGAAAAUAAAGAAUUUAAGAUGGAUCACAUUCCACCAAGGCACUUUUUGCCUCCCUACACUACAUCCCAGAGGGUGGAUGCAGAAAAAAGCCACCUGAACGAAAAGCAAAGUGAAGCCCAGCACACACCACAUUGCCAGGACUCGCCCAUCCAUUUUGCAUCCAGUGACAUCAACCCCUUUGUCCACCAGUGGCAACACAGCGACUCAAACCAACACUGCUACAAGACUCCUGUGUUUGGAAGUGCUGCUGACCUAUCUAUUAAAUCUCCUCUCUUGAACAGCUCCGAGAAACGCCUAGUAAGAUGCUCCAGUGCUGACAAUAACUUGAAUGGGCUGAAUUCUCCUUUUAACUCCCACCUGAGCACAUAUGCCACCAACAAGGGGCUCUCCAGCACCCUCAGUAGCAUUGAGGAUUAUAAAGAGAGAGUUGCCACACAGCACAGGAAAGCACAGGCAGAGACCUGCAAUCGGGCAAUAAACGGUUCCGGUAAUGACGUUGCCGGUUCUGGUGUUAACUCAAGUCAGGUUGAUGAAAUCAUGCUCGUUUGCUCAUCCGAGCAAGAAUCAAAGACGAGCAAAAUGCAGCUUCAAAGGAGAAAGAUGCAUGAACACGGUACUCAAACUGAAUCUAGGCUUGGCACAAUCAGUAACAGCAGCCUGAAGAGGAAAGAUCGACACAAAAGAAGCAACACCGAUGUUCCUUUGUCCCAGAGGAGCAAAGUGGAUAUUAAAAAAUCCUCAACGUGGGCAAGCAUGGAAACCAUGUCAGCUCAUCUCUCCAAGCUUAUCGACAGCACUUCAGACCUGCUGGGAGAUGUCCAGGGGAUGAGGACGGGUGAAGUGAGCAAAUCCAGUCCUAGGAGUAGCAACUCAUCACAUCGUAGCUUGCUAUGCAGUGAUCCGCAUGGGUGUGGCAAGAAAGACCGCUCAGUUCAAACAGCCUUAGACGUUGGAAUCCAGACGGGGGAGCUGGUGAACGCAAUGAGCGGCAAGGCUGCUGGUGACGAAACACUCAGAGAGGCUAAGUCUUAUGAAGUUAAGGUGAUUGUGAAAGUGAUUGGUCCUGAAGACAAGAGUAUGCACAGAGUGGUUAAAAAGGAUGCUGAGACAAUGCAAAACUUCAACGUCUCUGUUGCACCUCAGUCAGAGAAUGACCCUCAGAUAUUGGCGUUCGCAAAGACAGCAGCUAGUUAUCACAGGCGUGCAAAAUCUGCUUCCUUUCAGGCCUCGAAGCAAAGCACUCUUGAGGAAUCAAGCCGCAGAAAUGUUGCAGUCACCUCCAGAUCGUCAAGAAAGUGCUUUCAAGAAAACAGCAGUGUGUCUUUAGCAAGCAGUCCGACUGGUUUUAUCAAAAAACAAGCAACAUUUACAGACCGUGCCUCAUCUCCCAUUGUUACUGUGGGAACAAGUGUAGGUUCAAGGCAGAGCGGGAAACAAUCAGUACAGUGUCGACCAAAAUAUAGGAAUCAGCAAACAAGCCUUUCCUCUAAGGAGGGCACACCUGCAGUUCCUUCUGCUGAAAAUGCUAAGCAGUGUUUAGAUGUUUUUUCCACUAAAUCAGAAACAAUAUCUCUUGAAAGAGUGAGUGAAAUGAGUUGUUCAAGUCCUCAAGACUUCUGCACGAGUUCUUCAAGUCUUAAGUCAUCAUCGGAUGUAGACGCAGACAUUGUGAAGAGAAAAGUGACCUGCAAAGAAGAAGACGACCACAGGACCCUCUCAGAGAGGCACAACCACGUUUUUCCUACCAUGAGACAGGAAGUUGCACAUAAGCAGCAAGAGUCCAACUUCACAAGUGCUUCCAGAGAUGUUUGCAUCGACAUCAGCCAUUUAUCACCCUUUAGUGCCUGUAGAAAUCAACCGAAAGAGGAUGACGAGGUAUCACUGGCGCACAGCGAGUGCAGCACAGAAGUUCUUGUGAACACCGAAGUUGCAACAAGUCUUUCUCCUUGGGAUGACCAUCAGGUAGUCCCAGACGACCUGCCCGUCCACAACAAGUUCACCAACUGGUCAGGAGUCAGCCAGAAUCAACAGCCACGAUGCUCAAGCAAAGACGGCGGAAACCACGCUGAAUGGGACGACGUGGACAGCACGGAUUCAAACCUGGAUGUUGUGGUGCAAAGUGACAGACGAUCCCGAGAGAUACUGAAGCUGCGACAGGAGAGAGAGCGGGUGAUGGCGACCGUCAACCUCAGCACGAGCCUGAAGCCUUUGACCGUGGAGCUGACAGAGGCUAAGCUUCACUACGGCCUGGGAGAGACGGACGCAUUGUUAAAGAUGCUGUCCCCAAGGUCCAAAGAGGACCUGCGGCCGCUGACCUCCGCUGCAUCCAAACAGCAGCUGUAUGACAGGCACCGCCGGAGCAUCGAGGCUUUAAGGCGGGAGAGGGAGGAGCGCCUCCAGACUUACAGAAGAGCUCGCAGUCUGAGCCCCGGCAAACAUCCCCCGCCGCCACAGGAAGCUGAUCCCACACCCAACCGCCGCAAAGAAUGCCAUCGACGACAAGAAGUCACUGGUUUACCAGAACCUCCAAGAGAAGCAAGACAGCGCCCACCAGACAUUGAGCAGCUGCUGCGAGACUACAGCCGAGCCCGGGAAGAAGCCAAGACGGAGAUCGCUAAGGCUCGAGAACGGCUGAGAGAGCGGACUGAGCUGGAGAAACAGAGGAUACAGCAGCAGACUCUGUCUCAGGGAAUAAAGGACGACCUGAAGCAUCGGACCAUAAUCAGCAACAGCACUUUGUGCACGGGAUCCAGUCUGAGUCUUUCCUCUGGACCAACAUCUGGAUACAACAGUGGCAACACUACUCAGCCACAGCUGUGUAGCCGAGCAGCAUUAAAUCAACAGAGUUUUGGGGUCCAGGGCGAGGGGUUGAAGCUAAGGACACGGCCUCCCGUCUGCGGUUUCCAGAGUGUGAAAACAAAACAAACAUGGCUGUCAGCUCAGGACGUUCGGCUUGAGGUUCCUGUUAGCAGCUUUGAUCCAUUGAUGACUUCCUCUCCGUCGCCCCCUGUUGUUGCACGUCAGCGCACUGCUUCCUUUGGCUCAGUCUCCUCCAUAUCUACAGCAUAUCAAGACAUCACUUCCACCCUCGUCUGUCGGGCUCUGGCUGAGGUCCGACUGGCUUCUUUUGGGGAUUCGGGUAACUUGUUGAGGGGCAAAGCCUCUGCUGGGUGGAGUCACCAAGGGGAAGAACGAGGAAUUCAGGCGUACCACAAAUCUUCCUCCAGUCCCUCUGUCCAUGGUUUUCUUGGGGUCGGGGAGGUGGAAAGACCCCCGGACAGUUUGUGGAACGUAAUCAGCCAGAUGUCCAAGAGCCACAUGUAUAACCAGUCAGUUCGCUCUGUGUGGACACGACCACUAGAUGACAGCACUCAGCUGGUUUACAUCCUAACAGACCCGUCUGCCUGCCACCUCAGCCAGCCGCGGGACUUCUGCUGCAUCAGCACUCAGGCUAAGCAGGGUGGCCUGCGUGUGCUGGCUGUGCAGUCUGUGUUCGAGGAGUCUCUCCCCCGGCCGAGCGUUGAUGCUAUCCGGGCGGAGAUGCUGCCCAGCUGCUGGAUCCUGCAGCCAGUCGUACGUGGGGGACAGGAGCUGACCAGAGUCGUUUACUUGCUGCAGGUCGACCUCGGAACGCCAUCUUUUCCUCAGCGACUCUUGAACACGGUUGCCAGGAGACAGGCAGCUGUUAUCGCCGAUCUCGAUGUUUUCCUCGCGCCAUAAAACCCGCCAGCCUUGAGCACUUUGACUAGACCGUCACCAGCAUGGAGUUCUUCUACAUGUGAAUUUGCACCUGGAUCUUAUUUACUUGACUUCUUUAUUUCAAAAGGAUCUGUCAUGUUCCUGACAAAAAGUUGUAGCAGCUUUGUUUUUGUAUAAAAAUAUUAUUUUUUUUUUUUUUUUUUAUAAAAUAUUGAUAUUUUUUAUAUUUGUACAUGAAUGCUUUUAACAAUCUGUUCCACCAAAGAUGCAUCAAAUGCUUAAUAAGCUUAUGCUGUUUUAAUGUUUCAUUCACGUCUACAUUUCUCACAGGGAUUAAAAUUACAAUCACUUAGAAACAGCUACAGCUUUAACAAUAUCGUAGACCAAAAUGAAAGAUUUUAGUUACUUUUAUUCACAUUAAUUUGAUAUGCACUGGGCAUCACAUGCAAUCUUUGUGUUUUAUUUAAUAAUUUUCGAUAAUCGGUCGAUAGACAAGGCAGAUUUUGUUUCUGUACCUCUGCACAUACGUGCUAAUACUUCCACAUGUGCCUGUUAGGAUAAGAAAUAACCAAAGGAAAACUUCUCCUCAAACAUGAAAUUUCUAUUUCUCCAAGCAACGCAUAUGUUUUACAUAAGUGCCCUUCAUUUUAGUUAAGAAUUGAUUUGAAAUGCUUUUGCUUGCAACAAUUGGAAGGCAACAUACAUGCUUGGUGUUGGGUUAGCGGCGCUGCACAGUUAACAGGCAAACACCUCCUGGAGGAAUGAAAGGAAAUUAUUGCCACUCAGGAGCUUUCAAAUGUAAUGUGUUUAUCUGUAAGAGCACUGAGAACGUUAACCAGCUCUCUGUGGGGAAACUACAAAGAAAAUGUCGGAAACUGAUUUGGAUGUAAUAAAUGUGAGGGCCACUGCAAGAAGAUGAACAACUAAACUGAAAAACUCAUGCGCUUGAAACCAGCUGUAGAGGUUUGUAAUACGUCGACAUGGUGCUCUCUCAUUUUACUGUAUCGCCUCUUCAAGAAGGGAGUUAAUUUUAUGACUUUUUCCUCGCUCGUUAUUCUCAAAGUCUGCGUUUUUAAAAAAAUGUGUUUUAUAGUUGUAUUGCUUCUUUUAAUGAGCGUAGCACAAUGCUGUGUUUUACAGCUGCAUGCAGAGAACUUGUUACACGUUGAUUAACAUUCCUGAUGAAAAGGUGACACUGUUUUCUUCAGGCUGAUCAGAGACCAGUGCUGUCCGGGUCAGCCGUAUCCACAUGCAAAGCCGCAAUAUUUAAAUGGAGGUUCAGGAAGCUUUCCUGGCUCACAGUCUCACAGCAACCAAAGAGUGACGAGUGAUGUGAAGGAACUCAGAUUUUUGUUCUGAAAUAUAUUUUUAUGAGUAAAUAUUUCCCAGCGUCAUUCGUUUUGUGAAAACGUAUUUAUAUUUAGGUUAUCUGUUGUACAGUUGUUUCUUUUGCAAUCUAUGUGAUGCUUUUGGUCACUAAUUAUCUAUUGUUACCUUUUAUUUUUGACAGUUUUUGUAUUCAAACAAUAAAUAUUUGCAACCGAGGUAA